Nannochloropsis gaditana CCMP526 is the source of this 1077-nucleotide messenger RNA. RefSeq lists its product as uncharacterized. The coding region runs from base 33 to 899 and encodes 288 amino acids. The transcript is spliced from 4 exons. The record is from RefSeq and is a predicted model, not a curated record.
AGAGGUGGUCUGUCAAUGAAGAGAUCUUCAAUAUGACGCGAACAACGCGAUCAAGGACAAGCUCCAAUGCCGCUCCUUUUCAGAGACUCGGCCGUAAAGAAGCAAGUAAAGGCAAUGUGCUGUGCUUAAGCAUGAUCUACGCCAGAGAGGAUGCAGUUCCAGAAAAGGAUUUCGGUCAGGUGUGGCGCGAUCGCUUGCGCCUUGUGCAGCUGGAGAGCAACGGAUGGGAAGUGUACAGCUGUGAUCUAUCCCACGAUGAGUCCUUGGGCGUAAUGGGACGGCAUCUGCAAUCGAAUUUCGACCACCGUCGAUUUCAGGAGGCCUUCACACGACGGUUUCCACAUGGCUUGGAGAUACGCCAGGUCAUAUUCGACUAUUUCUACAUCCCCGAGCACUGGGCCAGUCAGCGUUGGGGCUCCGGCCGCCUCGUCACCGACACAAUCCCCUUCCUGCGCCGCACCGCCAGGGUCCGGGAGUUCUGGCUGCCCAAUUGCAAGGUCAUGCGGGAGCUUUUGGAGGAGCACGAGGAGGUGCUGGUGUCGGAGGGUCUUGACUGGAGCCUGGUGCGGGAACGGUGGAAAAACGUCCUGUACGUGGCCACGGAGCAAGUGGACGGGAUCAUGCAAAGGAGCUUGGCCGAGGUGAAGACAAAUGCGAACCAGGUUGCUGCCUACCUGGAUGACCAGUACCCGUUUAUAAAGAUAAGCCCCAUCGUCCUCGCCAAGCCGCGUCGCUAUCGCCAAGAAAAGGGGAGGGACCUCAAGGACAAUCAAAAACGGAGCAAAGUCGUGGAGGGGGGAUUGAAGGUAAGAUACCAGAAAGGAGCAGAGCGUAACAUUCUCGCACCGAGGAAUCAUGGCUGUAUAUUCGAGGAGGAUGAGAACCCCGUCAGCCGUUAGGGAUUGCCUUAAAGUCCGGUAGUAGACCGCACUGUUUUCUGUAGGAUGGCUCUCGCCUGACCGAUGGCUUUGCCGCAUGCAACAUUGGUAUUUAUACAUGGAAAGGUGGUUCUGCUAUUUUCAACAUUAGGUAGAAAGCAUCAUGGAAAAUAGCCUGAAAGGCUUCAGGACCAACGAC